UAUAUUUUUUUAUUUAAACAUUUUUGUUUUUAUUGGAGUGAUUUUUUCUUUAAUUUUUUUUUAAUUGAAGCAACUUUUUUUUAAUGAUUGAAGCAACUUUUUUUUUUUUUAUUGAAUAAUGAGACACAAAUCUACCUUCAUACCCACAACAUAUUUUCAAUAGGCAUUAAGUAUCCCAGAGUUUGGAGUUGGUUUGGAGUUAGUAAAAAUGUAAUAACAAUAUUGUCCCUUUGUAUUUAUAGCAAGGUUUCUUAUGAGACCAACAUUUUGCUUUCCCGUGUAGGGGUACACAUGGUAGUUGUUUUGGAUUGGUGUUAGGAUAAUGAGAGGGUCCUUGGUACUAUUCCUCUCCUGGAAUCAAAAUGUUUGAGAUCUGCUGUGGUAGAGCAUCUACUUCACAGUCAUUCCAGGUUUGAAUGUUGACUUCCACAUUGUCAGGGCCCUCCAACUUCCCAUAACGUGGAUGUCAGUUACUUGACGGCUCUCUGAACGCUUGCGCGGCUACGUGUGCUUUGUGAGCCAGUCUGCCAGAUGGCGCUGUUAAACCACUUAAGUUACCAUUAGUUUCAUUGUUCUUCUGGUCAUUUGCUGCCUUUAUAGCUAAGUGUUGGUUUUAUUCCAUCAGUUGUUACUGACUUCUUGUUUGUAAACGUACAUCCUUGCCGCUUAGGGCCCCAGUUUAAAAUAUUUUUUACACCUGGCAUCUCGUCUCCCUUGAAAACAAGUGACAUCACAUAACAUCUUUUUACCUGACACUUCACUCAUUUACCCUGUGGUGUGACCACUACCUUUCUUUAAGUUGAAAGUCAAGUUUCUCAUUGUCUUGACGCUAAUGAGUGAACCUCAGUUGUUGUUGCUUCUCUUUGCACUGCAAAACAACAGUGCACAAUGUGCCAAGUCAUCCAAAUGGUUGCUGCGGUUACCCUGAAACAUGCACUAUGUUGCCUUGAACUACCCCCCGAUGUGGCUUCCAUAGCAACAGUAGGUGUUUUGACCUUGUGCUGCUUUCAGUAGUUUAUGGUUGUGUGUUGCUGUUUGCAGGUAUGAGUUGGCAUUAAGACACAACUUUUUCUUUCAAAUUCACCCCGUUUGUUCCUCUUCCCUCACUGUCCCUUGUGGCCCCCUGCCCUCUAUCGUAUACAGUAGAUAUUACAAACAGACAGUCUGGUGGUCUCUUCUUCUCACACUGGCAGGAAGCAGGAGGUGACCUCGCCUCCUCGGAGAUUGGUGAGAACGCCGGCCUUGUGUUUGACAGUUGCCCUCGAUGUCAGGGUUAUUUGAGUGUUGUGGUGAGUGUUUGUGUGACUCAAGUGUCAAAUACGCCACAUGAGCGUUUGCGCGCGUGAGUUUGUGUGUUUGUGUGUGAGAGACAGAGAGAGAGAGAGAGAGAGAGAGCGGACAAUCAUACAUUUUGUUUGUGCACAUGCGUGAGGAUGACACAGCUGAGCUGUCCUCUUUUUGGACUCCUCAAGUGUUUGCACACACAGUGCUGACCUGAAAUGCAUGAAUACGGAUGUUUUUAGAUGACAGGAGCCUUCAGUGUGUGUGAGUGAGUGUGGAACCAGAGGGAAAAGUGUAAGGCAGUGUGUACUUUGGAGGCAAAUUGGGAGGAGUAGAGUGUUCAAGAAAGAUGGUGCAGCGUUUGAGUGGCGUUGGAAAGCAUUCCAAGGUCGAGCGGUCGGAGGUGAGCACAUUGGGCCAGACUGCAUUUGCACUUGACCCUUCGUCUCCAGUGACAGAGGACGCUACUCCUGAUCCUCAGCGCACCAAGCAAGCAAUCGGCCAGCUUCAGCAGAAGAUUCUAAAGCUCACUGAGCAAAUUAAAAUCGAGCAGACGGCCCGUGACGACAAUGUUGCAGAGUACCUCAAACUGGCCAACAACGCGGACAAACAGCAAAGCGCACGCAUCAAGCAGGUUUUUGAGAAAAAGAACCAGAAGUCAGCACAGAGCAUCCAGCAGCUGCAAAGGAAACUGGAUCAUUAUCACCGAAAGCUCCGGGAAGUGGAGCACAACGGCAUCCCUCGGCAACCCAAGGACGUUCUUAGGGAUGUGCAGCAAGGCCUGAAGGAUGUCGGCGCCAAAGUGACAGGUUUCAGCGAGGGUGUUGUGGACAGUGUCAAGGGCGGACUGUCCAGCUUCUCCCAAGCCACACACUCGGCUGCCGGGGCCGUGGUUGCCAAACCAAGAGAGAUCGCCUCGCUGAUACGUAACAAGUUUGGCAGUGCUGACAACAUCCCCUCCCUCAAAGACUCGUUGGAUGACCCCUCAGGGGAAGAAGGAGCAGUGGGGGUUGUUGGGGCUCGUCCUCCAGGUGUCGCUAGCCAUCACCUCCGAUCCAGUCCGAAGUACGGGAGCGAGGAAGAUUGCUCGAGUGCCACGUCCGGCUCGGCAGGGGCUAACAGUACCGCGGGAGCACCCGGGGGUCCCCCUAGUUCUAAGGGGAACACUCUGGAGAGGACUCAAUCCUCGGGCCUCGACAUGCUACUGCAGGAGAUCCAGGAACUGAGGGAUGGCCAAGCCCGGCUUGAGGAGUGUCUAGAAGGCUUGAAAAGUCACUACCAGCGAGACUACACGCUGGUCAUGCAGGCUCUGCAGGAGGAGCGCUUCAGGUGUGAAAGGUUAGAGGAGCAGCUAAACGAUCUGACUGAACUUCAUCAGAAUGAGAUCCUCAACCUCAAGCAGGAGCUGGCCAGCAUGGAGGAAAAGAUUGCCUACCAGUCCUACGAGCGGGCGCGAGACAUUCAGGAGGCGCUGGAGGCGUGCCAGACCCGAAUUUCCAAGAUGGAGCUUCAGCAGCAGCAGCAGCAGGCUGUCCAGUUGGAGGGUCUGGAAAAUGCAACGGCCAGGACUCUGCUGGGCAAAUUGAUCAAUGUGCUCCUGGCCCUGAUGGCUGUCCUGCUGGUUUUCGUGUCCACCGUGGCCAACUGUGUGGUUCCGCUCAUGAAGACGCGUUCGCGCUCCUUCUGCACUCUCCUGCUUGUCAUCCUCAGUGCCUUCUUGUGGAGAAACUGGGAUGCACUCUCUGGUUACACACAGCGAGCCCUGCGACCCCCCGGAUGAUGUCGCUGCGUGCUACUUGCUCACAGCAGGUGAUGGAAACGAAUGGCCGCGGUCGCGCUGCACUUUGAAGAGAGCUGCGAGGAUGGCUUGGGAAAUUAGCCAAGCUCGUUCGGGAAGCAGCUCCAGGAUGAAGAACCUGAGUUGAUUCACAACCAGAAAGGAUGAGACUGUUUACAUUUUUAAAAUCAAUUGUCGUGUGGAUAUUCCUCUCAUAACAUGGUGUUCAACUGUUUUUUUUUUAUUUCUAGAUUUUAAUCAGUAAUAUUAUCUCUAAUGAAGAUAAUUUUAUUCAGUACCAUGUAGCAUUGCGCUCCACACUUGACGCGGGGUUUAGUCGGGAAAUUGUGCUGGUGUUUUAAUGAGCUGCGACUGGUCCAUUUAUACCAAAACCUCAAACAAAAUUGCUUUUUUUACCCCCUCUUUUGCUGUGAUUAUACAUUCAAACGAGACGUUUAAAAACACUCGACUGAACCUUGUAAGCAUCUAAGGACAUUUUAUGGUUCCUCACCCUUUAAUCAAAAACUUGUUCCUUGCUUGCUUGCUUGGUUUCAACAGUAUGAAGAAUCAAGAAUCUUUUUAAUGUUCCCCCGCAGGCCCAAAUUCUAACUAAUACUGCAAUUAUGGAAUAACAAAUAAGGUAAAUUUUUGAAAUUUCAUUAACUGUGGGGGCCACAGUUUUGUCCAAUAGUCCCUUAUAAUUAAUCGCUUCGACGUGGGAACAUAAAUGUCACGUGACCUAAGUCGGGAACUGGAUUCAUUGUCCUUUUGCGACACAUAAGUCCCAAAACUGACUAAUUUUGUUCAUAUGUCAAUUCUUAAAUCCAUUGUUAUCCAUUAUUUUGCAAAUACACAGUCAAUUUGGUUUCCGGGUUUGGUCACAUGACCCCUGAGAUUAUUUAAAAUUGAAGUAUUGAUGUUUGUUAUACCACAAACAAUAUCAGUCUUGAAGUCGUGUUUGAGCCUGUUGCUGCACUCAUAACAGAUUACCCCCCAAAGUUAUGAAUUCCAUUCCAUUUGAUGCCAAUGACUGCACUACGCGUCCAAUACAUUUAAACUUUGCGGCAGUCAUUGGCAAUGCCAGCCACCUAGUUAAGUACAAAUCUGUCGGGACGUCAAUUGAGAGUCAAGUAUGUUUGGGCUUUGUAAGCGAUGCUGUUCACCGUCUAAAAGCUGCACACAAACACAGCAUUUGGUCCUUGUCAAACGUCUUUCUAUAUGAAGAUAAAUGACAGGCCAUCCACACAUGUUUUUAAAUGUCAGGACAAAGGUCCGUUGUCAGAAUAAAAGCAUAUUGCCUUCUAAUUGCCUCCCUCGCGCCAUGCUGCCCCGAGACCAGCGCUGCCUAUCUAGCUCCAUCUUGGAUGCGCCGGGAGGCUGCUGCUGCUUUCUAUCCAAUGCAAUUUAUUUCUUCUCAACCCAAUUACAUGCACGCAGCCCACUUGAGAGCUUUUCAUCAUGCACUCUAUCCUCAACCUUAUUGAUCCUCUGGUUUGGCACUGGGUGAUUGCACCAGAGUCCAUGUGAGCCAGCCAGACGUGGCUGCAAGCGACCAGCAGGUCUGUUGAGAAUAUCUGGACUUUCUCUUAUUUAGAGAAACCUGUGGCCUAAAGUUCAAGGGGAGAUUCAAACAUUUCAUUUACAAAUUGAUCUCUGCGUGUAAAGUUGACAACAUCUCAAGAUUAGUCAGCUCACCAUCUUGUUCCAAACAUGCAAACUGGAUUCAAAAAUAGUUGAGACACUAAAAUUGUGAAUAAAAACUGAAUGCAAAAAUGUGCAAAGGUAACAUUUCAAUAUUCAGAAUAGAACAUAGAUGACAGGUCAAAAGUUUAAACUGAGAACAUGUAUCAUUUUUAAAGCGAAAAUAUGUUGACUUUUAAUUCCAUGGUGUCAACAAAUCUCAAAAUUGGGAUGAGGCCAUUUUUAACCACUGAGGCAUCCUCACUGUAAUAAGUCAGAAAAUGUCCUGGGACAAGCUUCUCAAGUAUAGACCCCACUCACCAACGUCACACAAUGACGUGUUGCGAUAUCCGGCCACCAUAUUAUCCGUCAUUGUUUAUCCGUAUUCUCAAUGGUUUCAAUUUGUCGUGCAAUUCAUGGAAGCCCCCCAGCCACCCAACUCAUUGGAUGCGUUGCAUAAAAGGUGUUAUGUGGAAAAGCUUCAGUCUAGCCAUUCGCCAGAUCCAUAUUUGAUGCCUAAAUCGAUAUUUUUCGACCCGCUGUCUUCGCCAUCUGCUACCAUCUACAACUAUCUUCUCCACAGAAACUCGGCCUAUUCUCACGAAACUUUGAAAAACAUUAAGAGCAGCACUCGAAGCAACACAACCCCGUGUGACCCUUCCAAUUUUCUAAAAUGGCCAAAAAAAAAAAGACUGCGAUGGCCGACGCUUCAAGGAUAGGUGGAUAUUGGACUAUUUCUUCAAUAAAAUACGCAACAACUGUGUCUGCCUCAUUUGCAAAGAGACAGUCGCUGUUUUCAAAGAGUUCGAUGUGACGCGAUAUUACCAAACGACACGCUGACAUGUACGACAACAUUACAGGGAAGAUACGCAGCGAGAAAUUAUAGCAACUUGAAGCUAGUUUAAUUUCACAGCAGCAUUUCGCAAGAGCCCGAGUGUCGAAAGAGAACGCCACAAAGGCGAGAUUGUUGAAAUUAUGAAUUAAAACAAUAAAUAAAUAAAGCAAAUGUGACACACAGAAGGGCUUGCUAAAAUUUGUUUGAAUAUAUUGUUCUACGUAAAUCAGCCCCCCGCGUUUUUACCACACCAAAUCUGGCCCCCUUUGCAAAAGGUUUGGACACACCUGUUUAACUGAUGAUCCGUAAACGAGGCCAGCUUCUUUCACUUGGUACCAGCUAAAUAUUCAAAAUGUAAUGAUGGUGGAAGAAAUAAGCAUCUUGAAUUUGAAACUGUGUUGUCGGUGAUUAGCCUCGCAAUGAUCUUAAUUGUGGUUGUCAGCCCAAAACCCUCUAAACAUAUAUUAAAUGCAUCUUACCAGAUAUAAAAUGACUACUACAUAAUCUGUGGUGAUCGUUUGGUGCCCAGUUUUCUCGUGGAAUUGCAGCAGUCCAUCUCGCUCUCCUCUCGUCUCUCCGUCUAUCUUCUCUGUUACUGCAACCAACCGCCACACACGCCUUCACCAUCUUGAUUAUUAAUGUUAACGAGCAGAAAAACACGCCAUAAUAGGAAUUUACGUAGCGGUAAACACGACGAGCUGACGGACAAUAUGGCGCGGAGGCGUGGUUGUGACGUCAUGUGAGUGGGGUCUAUAGAAAUGGCAAUGCUGUCCCAUUGCUGUCAUGCAGGCCUGUUGUACAUUCUUUGAGCCUUUAUCGCACCUUUAUGAUGCAUCAAAAGUUUUCAAUAGAUGAAAGAUCUGAACCUCAGACUGCACAUUUCAAUACCUGGAUCCUUACCCUACACGGAAAACUGCAUGGUGUUCUCUGAUGGAGACAACAUUUGGCUGUGAGCAAAUGUUCUAGAACCUGAAUAUACAAUUCUGCGUUGCUGGUGUCUUUCCAAAUGUGCAAGCGGCUCAUGCAACACGUAUCUAUGCAACCCUAUACCAUCACAGAGACAGGUUUCUGUACUAAGCACUAGGGUUGGGCAUCGUUUAAAUUGAACGAUUCCGAUUCCACGUUUCGAUUCCAGUUCCGAACGAGUCUCGACUCAGAUUCUUUUAAGAGGCAGGGUAAAAAAAAAAAAAAGGCAGGGUAAAAAAAAAUGGCAGCACAGGUGUCAAACAGAUUCCAGAAAGGGCCAAGUGGGUGCUGGAUUUUGUUUCAACCAAUACCGCGCAGAGAGUUUAACCAAUGAACUUUCUGCUGAAACAAGCAGCACCUGACAAUGAUUAACUGAUUACACAUGUAAAAUAUCUAAUUGGUAUAAAGGUAUCCUCUUCAUUGGUUGGAAAGCAAACCUGCACCCACUUGGCCCUUUCUGGAAUCAGAUUAAUAUACUGUAAACCACAGGUGUCAAAGUCUUAACUUCUCAAUGAUUUUUUUAAAUUAUAUGAACUUCUCACAGGGCUAAUUUUACCUUGUAUAUAAAUAUCAGUCUUUGAAUUUGAGAAUUUUUUCCGCUCGGCGGUCAGGGCAUUGAGACAUGGAAUUGAAAUUUUAAAAUUUGAAAGAUUCUGGGAGCAUCGGAGUGAUAGAACCGGUUCCCAUCGAUGCUCAAUGCCCAACCCUACCAAGCCCUGAUAACAAUUUUGGACUCUUUAAUCUGGGUUACUUGGUGUCCCAGUUUUCCACAAAUAAUUUUGAAUCGAACCUAUUCUGUGGUUUCCUCUACAGCAGCGUUCCUUUUUGUGCUGCAUUGCCGUUUAAGGGGUUGAAGAUCAUGGGCAUCAAGUACGUUUUGUUUAGCCUUGACCAUAUGCACAAAUUGUCCCAGAUUCCCUGAAUCUUUAAUGUUAUGCUUUGUAGAUGAUAACUUCAAUGCCUUUGCAAUUUUUCGCUUGUCAACACCUUUCUAAUAUUGCUCCAGUAUCUGUGCAACAUGGGAGGAAUUGGUGAUACAGUACUCCUCUAUUAAAAGAUUGUUUUAUACUCCGUCAUGUUGCCAAUGGCCCUAAUUAGUUUUAAUUGGUCUAUCAGCUAAUCUUUAUGUGUGCAAUCAACAUUUUCAGCCUCUUAUUGCGACAUGUCUCAGCAUUUUAUUUUAAUAUUUGUUGACACCAUGAAUUAAAAAAAAAAAAAUCCGCUAAAAUGAUAUUUUCGCAGUUUUAACUUUUGAUUUAUUAAAAAUGUGUCAUCUGUUCUAGUUUGAAAAAAAAAAUGAAAUUUGGAAGUUUGCACUUCCACAUCAUUGCAUUCAACUCCAGUUUGUACUAGAAAUUGUUAAAUGCAAACCCCUCAGUCUGAAUAAACGGGCCAGUUUAAAUUAAAUUAACCCCUUCAAUGCCAAUGACCUAACAUCGGCAUAUGGAAUCUGAACAGUGUCACUGACAAUUUGUCAAUUUGAAUUUUGAGUGUUGCAAUGAGGAAUGUGUUGAUCAGGUGCUUUGAGUUGACACUCAAGCAAAAUAUGUGUGACUAAGUCACUUUUAUGCCAGAAAUGUUUUCUUGUUUUUCUAUCCAAAAUAUGUGAUUUUGGGUGAACGCAACAAGUUUUACUGCUGACUACUAAACAAUGGAUGGUACAAAAAAACAUGUUUGGAUAUGAUGAAAAAAAGGGUCAUCUUUUAUUUGGUAGUCUCAGGGUUUACGUAGUCACAAAAUCAAUAUUGUGUGGGUCUUUAAAUAUCUGUCAAAUUUCUUGAGAUCAGUGGGCACGCGAGAAUGUGCCUAUACUGAGAGAAUGUGCCUAUACUGAAAAUGGCUGGUAUUGAAAGAUUUAACACAUUGGCCGCCAUUGACAGUGGUGGAUGUUCAGGCCUCCCAGUUUAAAUGGAUUGGACAUCUAUCACUGUUAAUGUCAUUCAAAGAGUGAACUUUGGGUUGAUUUGAUGUAAUGUUUGCUGAAUAUGUGCUUGUCACACAUCUUUUGACCUGCACUUCCAAUUAAAUGCAUGUCGUCUCCACAUCUCACUAGUUCUCAACACAUGGAGAGAGCUGACAAAUCUUCCAUGGGAACGAGAAAAGUGUUUAAACCGAACCCUCUCGAUCAAGCGUCUGCUGCACUUUAGCACUCUAAUAGACGUCACCUGGCGAUGGCCUUCAAUUGUAACGACAUGGCUCACUUGUGUGACCAUAAACCUCAAAAGCUAAAUAGGAGCCAUGUUCUUCAAAAAUGAAAUAGGACUGCCGUUUUGAAAAGUUUCAAUUUUUACCGAUUUGGGAGUGAACUGCUUAUUUCACCUUGAAGUUGGUUUACUUGACAAACUACUCCAGUGCCUUCUGAUGUGUUUUUCCAAGAGUGGGAUGAAUAAAAAAUGCAUUCCUGGC
This is a messenger RNA of Corythoichthys intestinalis (scribbled pipefish), 8945 nucleotides long. RefSeq names its product transmembrane and coiled-coil domain family 1a (gene tmcc1a). The transcript is spliced from 5 exons. Gene Ontology annotation, cellular component: endomembrane system. Lineage: Eukaryota; Metazoa; Chordata; Actinopteri; Syngnathiformes; Syngnathidae. Bases 1631 to 3061 code for a protein of 476 amino acids. The record is from RefSeq and is a predicted model, not a curated record.